Strongylus vulgaris is the source of this 207-nucleotide messenger RNA. The record is from the annotation of a GenBank genome assembly. Lineage: Eukaryota; Metazoa; Nematoda; Chromadorea; Rhabditida; Strongylidae.
AUGAGAAAGCGUUGCGUCAAGACUAAUGCCAUACUCCCAGCGCUCAUCGACCAGUGGGCGGACCCAACCUACAUUCGUCGACUGCUACAAGAACUGCUCUACAACAGCCUUUCCAUCGCCCCCUUACCACCAGUUGCAAAGGGUCCUAUAAGGCGACUCCGUUCCGCUAAAGCUGUCUACCGCUGCCUUAUGUGGGCGAAGAAGUAA